UCCCCUAGCUCUGGCUCAGGCAUAUGAGACGAGAGAUAAACUCAUGGCAUCACAUUCGGAGCUAGCCGAAGAGGGGGCUAUUCAGAUUGUAAUAAUAAAAACAACAGGUGACAAAAUACUCUCUCAACCACUUGCAGACAUUGGAGGGAAGGGCUUGUUCACCAAGGAAAUAGAUGAGGCACUCUUGAACAGUGAAGUUGACAUCGCUGUCCAUUCAAUGAAGGACGUGCCUACGUACUUACCUGACGGAACAAUUUUACCAUGUAAUCUCGAGCGUGAAGAUGUUAGAGAUGCAUUCAUAUCAUUGUCUGCAACUUCUCUAGCUGAUUUACCCUCUGGAAGUGUUGUUGGUACUGCUUCGCUAAGACGGAAGUCACAGAUACUCCACAGAUAUCCAUCCCUAAAUGUUCAGGAAAAUUUCCGCGGCAAUGUUCAAACAAGGUUGAGAAAACUCAAUGAGGGGGUUGUCCAAGCUACACUAUUGGCAUUAGCUGGACUCAAGCGCUUAAACAUGACGGAAAAUGUGACUUCAACCCUAUCAAUUGACGACAUGCUUCCGGCAGUUGCUCAAGGUGCAAUUGGAAUAGCCUGUAGAAGUAAUGAUGAUAAAAUGGCAGAAUACAUUGCUUCAUUGAAUCAUGAAGAAACAAGAUUGGCGGUUGUCUGCGAAAGGGCCUUCCUCACGACUUUGGAUGGGUCUUGCCGCACUCCUAUCGCCGGUUAUGCUUGCAGAAAUGAGGAUGGUAAUUGCUUGUUCCGAGGACUAGUUGCUUCACCAGAUGGAACUCGCGUGCUAGAGACAUCGAGGGUUGGUCCAUAUGCUGUUGAAGAUAUGAUUGAGAUGGGUAAGGAUGCUGGCAAGGAGCUUCUUUCUCGGGCUGGACCGGGCUUUUUCAGCAGUUAGCAUUUGCAACAGAAUAUUAAAGUGUAACGUGUGUCUGUGUGGUUAUUUCUUGGUCAGAUUCUAGGUAGUUGCUUCCUGAGUUGAUUAAUUCUUUGACCUGUUGUAACUUAAAAGUAGAUCAAGUGUUCAACAUCAAUCUCAUCAGGCUCAAAUUGUUGUAUUUUGAGGAUAUUUAGAUGUCAAUUUUCGCCACCGGAAGUAUGUACUCUCAUUCCCUAAUGAAAUUUUCAAAUAUUUUCUCUUAA
Molecule: messenger RNA, 1149 nt
Organism: Arachis ipaensis
Lineage: Eukaryota; Viridiplantae; Streptophyta; Magnoliopsida; Fabales; Fabaceae
Source: RefSeq, a predicted model, not a curated record